UCUGUUAGACACUAACACGUGGUCGACGAUCUCCACUCGUCAGGAACCAGACAUUUAUUGUGGUGGUGGGCGAGUCACCCCCUGCCGACCAUUGGUGGAAAACAGGACUUUCCCUCGGGAAUUCUUCUCCCACCACAGAACUAUGAAUUCCUCAUCAUCACCGAAUCCUCCACCUGCUUCACAACCUCCUCCGUCCAUGUCGUCAACGCCGUCCACUUCUUCAUCAUCGACACCUACCGAUGCCUCUGGCAAGAAGGUAAGGAAACCCUACACCAUCACCAAGUCUCGUGAGAGCUGGACCGAAGAGGAGCACGACAAGUUCCUCGAAGCUCUUCAACUGUUCGAUCGAGACUGGAAAAAGAUUGAAGAUUUUGUGGGUUCAAAGACAGUGAUCCAGAUCAGGAGUCAUGCCCAAAAAUAUUUCUUGAAGGUCCAGAAAAAUGGGACAAUCGCCCAUGUUCCUCCUCCUCGCCCCAAGCGCAAAGCUGCCCAUCCUUACCCUCAAAAGGCACCGAAAAAUGUUCUAAUGCCUCUGCAAGCAUCCAUGGCCUAUCCUUCUUCACUUAACACUGUUUCACCCGGAUAUGCUUCAUGGGAUGAAGCUUCCUUGAUUAUACAUACAGCCUCAAGCAAAAUCAUGCCACUGCAGGAUGAAUUUACCAAUAUUCGUGGAGCCGAAGCUGAUAUUGGAUCAAAGGGUGUAGCAAGAAUUGGUAACACCGGUAUUACUGGUUUUGGAAGCACAAGUAGAUUGAUAUCUGGUUCUGAGAUGCCAAAGCAGGGGAAACAAACUCCCAUUCUCCAUGGUCUACCAGAUUUUGCGGAAGUGUAUAGCUUCAUCGGGAGCGUCUUUGAUCCAGACACCAAAGGUCAUGUGCAAAAACUGAAGGAAAUGGAUCCUAUAAAUUUUGAAACUGUUUUGUUAUUGAUGAGGAAUAUGACCCUUAACCUGUGUAAUCCCGAUUUUGAGCCAAUUAGGAAGGUCCUCUCAUCAUAUGAUGUUAAUACAAAAACAGUGGGAAUGGGUGUCGGGACAAAUGAUGUAUCAUGUUGAGCUUGAAUUACUGACAAAAUGGCAGGAAAGUCGGAAGUUGGGGACAUCCAGUCGUAGCCAUGAAGAGAGAUGUAAGGGAGUUCUUGAAGGUUUUCAACUAAUAUUAUGGUCUGUUUUGAUAUCCAGAUCUAAUGACCUCAGUUAGAAAUGAUUACAAUCACUCAAAACGAGAAAUUUGUGAAUAGUUUUAUGAAGUCUAUUUUAAUGGAGGUUCCACUGUUGUUUUUGAGAUAUACCCAAAAAUAUCUAAUUGCGCAUUGUGCUACCUGGGCAAUGUAACCAUGAGAGUUUGAAUAAACCAUUGCAAGUGAUAUACUUCUGGCUUGUGCGUGUAAUUA
This is a messenger RNA of Carica papaya (papaya), 1392 nucleotides long. RefSeq names its product Homeodomain-like superfamily protein (gene RVE8). Gene Ontology annotation, molecular function: DNA binding. The record is from RefSeq and is a predicted model, not a curated record. Lineage: Eukaryota; Viridiplantae; Streptophyta; Magnoliopsida; Brassicales; Caricaceae.